AUGGCAUAUAAAAUGUGCUUGUUGCUGCCCAUCUUUCUUUGUUUGGUGGCUGAUGGCGAUGGGCAUGACAUUCAUGUAGUUUCCCACAACCACCACCACAGGCCAAAGUUCGCUCCCGGUGCUUGGAAGCAUGCUCAUGCCACAUUCUAUGAAGGGGGCUCUGGAACCUUUGGGGGAGCUUGUGGAUACGAGGACGUGGUACAAGAAGGAUAUGGCCUAGAAACAGCAGCAUUAAGCGAGGCAUUGUUCAACAAAGGGCAGGGAUGCGGGUCAUGCUACGAGAUCAAAUGCGUGGACGACCCUAAGUGGUGCAAGCCAGGGCAGCUAACUCUCAUGGUCACCGGUACCAACAAUUGCCCGCCAAACUGGAACCAAGCAAGUGACAAUGGAGGAUGGUGCAAUCCUCCGCGCGAGCAUUUUGACAUAGCCAAGCCUGCCUUCGCCAAAAUUGCUGAGUACAAGGCUGGCAUUGUUCCUAUCAUGUACCGCAGAGUCCCAUGCAUGAAGAAAGGAGGUAUAAAGUUCACAAUAACUGGGAACCCAUAUUUCAACCAAGUGCUGGUGUGGAAUGUGGGAGGAGCUGGGGAAGUGACGAGCUUGCAAGUGAAGGGCAACAAGAACCUCAAAUGGACAGCAAUGAAGCGGCUGUGGGGUCAGAAGUGGGAGACCGACGCCAAGAUGGUCGGUGAGUCGUUGACCUUCCGAGUCAGAGGGAGCGAUGGAAGAUACUCAACGUCAUGGCAUGUUGCCCCCAACAAUUGGCAGUUUGGGCAGACCUUCGAAGGCAAGAAUUUCAAGUAGACAAAACUUGCUGGUUUCUUCUUGACCCCUCAUGGUUGAGUACGUAAAAAUUGUAAAUAUGCUU
This is a messenger RNA of Prunus persica (peach), 865 nucleotides long. RefSeq names its product expansin-A9. The record is from RefSeq and is a predicted model, not a curated record. Gene Ontology annotation, biological process: plant-type cell wall organization. Lineage: Eukaryota; Viridiplantae; Streptophyta; Magnoliopsida; Rosales; Rosaceae. The transcript is spliced from 3 exons. Gene Ontology annotation, cellular component: extracellular region. Bases 1 to 801 code for a protein of 266 amino acids.